AACCGACACAGGGGGCCUGCAGCACAGCAGGUACACCGUGAAGUCGAGUGUGAGCGUGUAUAUAUAUAUAGCCGGCCAUAAUUAUGGUGUAGUAUGCUAUGUAGAAAGCAGCAACUUCAGCAAAGAAUAUAGUCAUCCCACCACCUACAGAUUAAUUUAAAGUGUGAUGACUGAGGAUCAUAGCACAUCUUCUCCACUGCUUUCCUGUGGAGCCAAGCUGCGAGAUCGCUGGGAAGUUCUCAAGAAGAUUGGAGGAGGAGGUUUCGGUGAGAUCUACAAGGGCAGGGAUAACUCUACAGGACAGGUAUGUGCUUUGAAAGUGGAGUCAUGCACCAGUUCCAAACAAGUGCUCAAAAUGGAGGUGGCAGUUCUCAAACGCUUGCAAGGAACAACCUGUCACGUCUGCGACUUUAUUGGCUGCGGUAGGAACGAUGUGGUCAACUAUGUUGUCAUGACACUGUUGGGUCCCAGUUUGUCAGAGCUAAGAAAGAAACAACCGAACCAGCACUUCACACUCUCAACUACCCUUAGACUUGGAGUACAGAUUAUUGAUGCAAUAAAAGCUAUCCACAACUGCGGCUUUCUUCACAGAGACAUCAAACCAUCAAAUUUUGCAAUAGGAGCUACUCCAAGCACAAGCAGAACCUGUGUAAUGCUUGAUUUUGGUCUUUCUAGACAGUACACCACACUAACAGGGGAGGUCAGACAACCUAGACCCAUCGCUGGAUUCAGAGGUACCGUUCGUUAUGCAUCAGUGAACGCCCAUCAAUCCAAAGACCUUGGUCGACAUGACGAUUUGUGGUCAGUGUUUUAUAUGCUUGUAGAGCUGGCGGUGGGGCAACUGCCAUGGAGGAAGAUUCGAAACAAGGAGGAGGCCGGUGAAUUUAAAGCUAAUUUCGAUCAUUUGCAACUCAUAAAAGGAAUGCCAGUUGAGUUUGAGACAUAUUUGGAGCACUUAAACUCUCUGUCAUACUACGACAAGCCUGACUACCUGAUAAUUCAAAACCUGCUAAAGUCACCUAUGAAGCAUCUUGGUGUACACAUCAAUGACCCAUUUGACUGGGAACAAGAUUACAGCGCUCCUUCCAUCACCAGUGCUAGUGUGGCCUCUCCUCCAGCCAUUCAGACACAGACUGGAGAUAGAGUAGUUGAGAAGAAAGCUAACUCAAAGACGAACUGCUCCGAAGUGGAAGAACUUGAUGUGAACAAUAGCGACAAUAGAAUCAACUAUGCUCCAAAUGUUGACGAACACAGAAUGAACAUACAGCGUGAAACAAUUCAUCACGAGAGUAAAAAAGUUCCUCCUGCUCCUCAAGAUUUAAAUAGAGAAAUAAGCGAAUGUGUGGAUGUUGAGAACAAGUAUCAGAGUGAGGAGGAGAGCUCCUCUCCUGUGAAUGAAGGGAAAUGCUUACAAUCAGCUCCCAGGAACAAUCUCGUCAACAGCAUCAUAAUAGCCGAGAAUUUAAAUGGUGUAUCGCCAAUGAAGAGUUUUCAAACGGACAGUCUAAAUCGAUUCUUUGACCUCGCUCCUCAAAACCUUCCACAACCAAGUGGUUCCAUCUCAAGUCCAAAGACCGAUCCUAUUCACAUUAUCAGCGAUUCACUUGAUGCUGGAGUACAUGUACACCCUGAGAACAGCCCACCAGUUUUGCAAUACAGCACAGAGACUGAGAGUUCUAACAGAGACUCCGUGGAGGAUAGUAUAGAUGCUGUUUUUCACGGUAUAAAUGUACUGAAUAUUAAUGACAAUGAGAAUAGUUCAAGCGAUGGCUCACAUGGGGUGCAGGAGAUUGCUGUGAUUCGUACUUCAAGUAAUCACAACUCCCCUCAGGCAACUAGCACCAGCUCUGCCUCUCCCAAGACACCAAACAAACAAUCUAACAUUCCUACUGGACUUCAAAUAUCGCCGACACCACCAUCUAAUAAAACUGCGACCCCAUCGUUGCACAAAGAGGAGACCAGUGGAACACUUGUCGAUGCUAACACACCCUCUGCGCACACAAUAACAUCUCCGAACUGUCUCCCUCUUCCUCACGCUUCACAAACAACACCCCCUCCUCUAUUUAACCCUCUGCUGCUGGGUACAAGGGUGAGCAUUGCUGAAUCUCAAUUACGAGUUCUCCCUCAACCUCCCGCAAGACCACCCCCCUCCAAUUAUGAGUCUUAUGUGUUAGUACGAAGAAGGAGAUUCAUUAGAACUCAAGGAACAUGAACAUCUCUUUCAUGUUAUUGUUUGUAUAUCAUUAUUGUCACAUUUUAAACGUAUCAUCAACUUUUUAUUGCAUUUUUUAUAAACUGUGAUUUAAUGUCAUGAUAACAAAUUCAUUUAUGAAUGCUAA
Halichondria panicea is the source of this 2339-nucleotide messenger RNA. RefSeq names its product probable serine/threonine-protein kinase DDB_G0292354. Gene Ontology annotation, cellular component: nucleus; cytoplasm. Gene Ontology annotation, biological process: peptidyl-serine phosphorylation; signal transduction. The transcript has 3 exons. Gene Ontology annotation, molecular function: protein serine/threonine kinase activity; ATP binding. The record is from RefSeq and is a predicted model, not a curated record. Bases 167 to 2212 code for a protein of 681 amino acids. NCBI's taxonomy places the organism in Eukaryota, Metazoa, Porifera, Demospongiae, Suberitida, Halichondriidae.